Molecule: messenger RNA, 1448 nt
Organism: Onthophagus taurus
Lineage: Eukaryota; Metazoa; Arthropoda; Insecta; Coleoptera; Scarabaeidae
Product: clarin-2
Source: RefSeq, a predicted model, not a curated record
GAAAAUUAGUAGCAUCACAUUUCAAAUGUCAAUUUCUCGUCGGUUAAAAUGGCUAGUCUCCUGGUUUUCUUCUUGUUAGCACAACUGAUCCACAUUCAUGGAAACGGGCAAUUAAUCUCGUUAUUGUUGAGUUAUUAGGUACACCAACAUCUAAAUAUUUCGCACGAAAUUACUAUUAAACAUACAUUUAAUUUGAUGUGGGCGACUUUUCGAUCUCUCUGUACUUUAUAUGCUUUUAUAGUAUUUUAGGAAACCAAGAUCAUAACAAAAUGUUAUUUGGGUUGCCUAUCUGAAUUAAAAAAAAGAAAAUAAAUUCCAAACCAGGUGAACCAAAGUAAAAGUUAACCCAGGUAGAAUUCUCUCUCUCGUCCUUGUCCGUUGCUUUCUCGACAAAACCCGACCCAAACCGUUUCUUCCACGCCGUCAUCCUCGUUCCGGUACGGACAACAAAACCGUCUGGUUCUCAAUACCUAACUCGGUUCGUGUUCUUAUCUUAACUUUAAAAAAAAGUGGAAAAGAACGCAAAAGAAAUCAUGUGAAACCAAAAAAAAACUUCAAAGACUUUUUAAAAAGUUUAAAGUGUAAAUAUUUUUAAAAUGUGUUACUUCUUCGUUUGGACGAUUAUCGAUGAUCGAUUGUAUUGGAGAUGACCAUGUUUAAGAGGGCUAUGAUUUUCGUGACCUUCUUCGGAUCCUGCUUUGCCAUAGCUUUGCUGGUGGCCAGCCUGGGGACCAAACAGUGGGUCAAUGCGGUUGCUAAACGAACAAUAAACCCCGAAGAAAGUCAAGGGAGGAUUAAUUUUGGUUUAUUCGAUGGUAAAAAGGAUUUAAACGUUGCGUAUGGAUGGAGAACUUACCCUAUUGAUGUGGUACAUUUAUUAAAAUAUGAACCAGAAUUUUUAAAUUACUGGUUAUGGUUGGGAACGAUAACAUGCGUUUGUGCCGGACUCCUUCUUUCAGCGUUAAGUGGUGUUUUCGCUGCUAUUAACGCAGGAACAAAUAGCUCCAAUUGUCUUUUAACAUCAAAACGUCUCUAUUUAUGGAAUUUCUUAGCAAUGCUCUCAAAUCUGGGAGCAAUCGGAUUUUGGUUAUUACAAUAUUAUUUUAAGCUCCAAUCGAACGUUUUAUCGAGAGAAGAGUUGGAGAAUAUGUGGACAUCGGAAAAUAUGGCUGAUUUAGGAUAUUCAUUUUGGUUUGUGGUAGGAGCAGCAGCCGCAAAUUUUAUUAAUAUAAUCAUUCUUCUGAUAGCAAACAGUGAUGGAAAUAAAGAAACCGUUAUACCAAUGCUUGAAGAAAAAACCAAUGGGGCCAUUAUGCUAUAUUAGUUCUUUUUAUUAUUGUUUUCUUAAAUAACAAUCUUGUAAUUUUAGGUUAAACUUCUUUUUCGUUGUACAUAAAUAUUUAUAAUUACCACUAUACAUAAUAUGCAAUAAAAAAACUUAAUUUUUA